GUGUAGUUGGUGAAACACUAAUUGGAAAUUAAUUUGAAAUAUGUUGAGUGUUAGCCAUUUGAGCCAUUAACUCGCAUGUGCAUAUAAGCUUUGUCAAAAAUGUGCGAGCGGCUUAAACGAUCGCUGGCGCUAAAGGUGUUGAAGUGUUGAAGAGUCGAUCUCGAAAAAUUAAACAUAAAUAAAAUUGAUUGCAAAGGAAAUACAAUAUAAAAAGCGAUGAAUUACUUUUCGAGUAUUCUAUGCUUGUUUUCAUUUCUCCAACUUCUCCGCCUCAAUAUUGGUGAACCAUUAUUUGGCAAUGAAAAUGUACACAUUAAAGUACAUGUACCUGAAGAAAUAUCACAUAGUGUUCACGAAACAGUAAUUUAUGAGCCCGCUAAAAAAAUUACUCAUCAUCAUUAUCAUCAACAACACCGAAAAUAUCCACGGAAAUCAGCACGAACACAAAUACGACAUAAUCAACAUGAUAAUUUGCUGGAGGAUGUCUUAUUAGCUGACUUUAAAACACCAACUGAUAAUACACAUUUUGAAUAUGAGAAACCUAAUGAUGAUAUAAAUGAGUCUUUCACCCAACUCACAGAAAGUUUUAGUAGUGACUAUGGUAAGGCGGCAUAUAAAAGACCAGUAAAAUAUAUAAACACCUAUAAAGUGAUCGAAUAUAAGGAACCAAUUAAAAGCAAAAUUGUAUACCCACAACAACAUCAACACAAACGCCAACAUAAACCUAAAACACACAACGAACUACAUCAAUUUUUUGAGUCGAAAUAUCUACCAGCAUCUGAAGGCGGAGCCGAUAGCACAGAUCUUCAUCAUUACCCAAUCAAAACACAAACAAAGUCUACAAAACCGCACAGCCACACGAAAUUGAUUAAAUAUCAAGAAAAAGUGAAGGAUUACCACAGCUAUAAGCCUGCCCAAAAUAUAGAACUGCCUUAUUACUCGCAUAACGGUGAUCCAAGCUCACAAGAUGAUUUUGAGCUGAACACGAAUAUUUAUUUGUUGCCGCCAUACGAUAUUCCGGCAUUGUCAGCGGAUCAUACAGACACAGCGGCAGAUGAUUUGUUAACUCCCAAAGAAACUCUCAGUUUGCCCAUUAAAGAGGCAGCAGACUUUCAUGGCCCAUUUCAGUCUCAUGCCUCUAAUAAUGGAGAUCUUAAGCCCUUCAUUGGCGACAUGUACCUACCUGUUGGGGAAGAAAGCUACAUGACACAUGCAGCAGCUGAGACUUACACGGGCAUCGAUAGCUAUUCUGCAAGUCAUGUGCAAGGCCUGGACUUUCUUAGCAAUUCACCCUAUCGUCGCUGGAGUUCGUUUAUUUAAUUAGUUCUAAUUAUAUGUACCUGUGUAAAUGUAUAUAUAGACCACGCUAACUUAAGUGUGUAUAAGUGUUAAAUGUAUGUUAAUUUAUUUAUAGAAGCAUGUAUGUACCUUUCAGGCAUACGUAAAUAGAUUUGAAAUUAUAUAUAAUAUAUAGUAUAUGUGUAAGCUAUGUAGCUAGAAAGUGUCUUAAGUCGAUUAGCUAAAUAAGCGCAUAAAAUCGAUACGCAUAAUAAAAAUAAUAAAAAAAUAGUAUAACGACAACAAUAAAAGCCGAUAAUAUGUAAUGUCUGUUGUAUUUGGCCGCCGGCGUCGCUUGUUAACACUUAAAGGGUUUCUUUGUACUGUGGAUUUCAAUUACCACUUUAGUAGUUAUCGAUUGAAUAAA
Molecule: messenger RNA, 1705 nt
Organism: Bactrocera dorsalis (oriental fruit fly)
Lineage: Eukaryota; Metazoa; Arthropoda; Insecta; Diptera; Tephritidae
Exons: 2
Coding region: 217-1320 (367 amino acids)
Source: RefSeq, a predicted model, not a curated record